CAGCCGCUGUUAACUCCAGAGAGAGUUACAAACAUGAGCUCUGGCGUCAGACUGCUGUUCUCACGCACUCCCCAGCAUUAUAUCCAUGGGCAGGUAAUAACUUCUCUGAGCUGCAGUUUCGUCAUCUGCCGAACUGGGGAACAGUCGCACAUGGAGUUUUCCUGAGGAUUAAAUGAGAUACUCUAUACAAGUGCUUUGCAUACGAUCUGACCAGCGAGCUCCCUAACUUCAACUGACACUGUAACGUAUGGAACUCAAGAACAGCUAGAUGCAGCCAUGGGAUUAAGCUCUGGCCAAUAACACGAAAAGCUUGCUGGCUCCCGAAUCCAAAUACUUCAUUUCACAAGUGAGAACAUAUGCACAACUGCCACGGCCCUAGAAGGACUGACAACUGGAAUAAUAACUAGAUGGUAACAUGAAGCCUGAACUCUGCAAACUUCACAGAGCUCCAGAUGACUGGAGGUAAAAAGAAAAGACUGAGAGAUGCCUGCUGGGAUGUAAAGCUCCAUUCUGUCCCAUCCCUCCCCUCCUUCAUGGCCCGAGACCGCGGAUACCUCCGAGAGGGCAGCGGCAGCACGUGGAGCCUGAGUCCAAGACCCCGGGCCACACCAAACUCCGCAGCAGCAGAACUUGCUGCGAGGACCGAAAGGCGGCAGCCAUGUUGUCAAGGGCUGCGCCAACUGAGGGAACUGGGGGGGGACGACGGAGCGUCGACUCGACUCCACCCCCUCGUCUACCGGCAACCCCCGCGCCGGCAUUCCCUUUGGUAUGCUCCAAGAUGGCGUCCUCCAUAGUGCGGCGCGGGAUCCUGCGGGCGCGGAAAGUGUCGCUGCCUCAACUCUCCCUGGCAGGUAGAAGAUGCCUGCUUUCUGCAGCGUAUGUGGACAGCCAUAAAUGGGAAGCAAGAGAUAAAGAAGAUUGUCACCUCGCGGAUCUAGCAUCUUUAAUGGAUAAAACAUAUGAGAGAAAGUUGCCUGUUAGUUCUUUAACAAUAUCACGGUUUGUGGACAACAUUGCAUCUCGAGAAGAUAUAGACCACGCGGAGUAUUAUCUUUACAAAUUUCGACACAGCCCCAACUGCUGGUACUUGAGAGAUUGGACUAUCCACACGUGGAUUAGGCAGUGUCUAAAAUAUGGUGCACAGGACAAAGCCUUAUACACCCUUAAAAAUAAGGUCCAAUAUGGCAUUUUCCCAGAUAACUAUACAUUUAACUUACUGAUGGAUUAUUUCAUAAAGAAAGAAAAUUACAAAGAUGCUUUAUCCGUGGUUUUUGAGAUCAUGAUGCAAGAAGCUUUUGAAGUCCCUUCCACCCAGCUCCUCUCCCUCUAUGUUUUGUACCACUGCCUUGCAGAGAAGACAGACUUGAGUUGGGAAGAGGAGAGGAACUUUGGUGCAUCCCUGUUACUCCCAGGUCUAAAGCAAAAGAACUCAGUGGGGCUGAGUUCCCAGCUGUAUGGCUAUGCACUUCUUGGGAAGGUAGAAUUGCAGCAAGGGCUGAGGGCUGUGUACUGCAACAUGCCGCUGCUCUGGCAACCAGGCUACCUCCACAGAGCCCUUCAAGUGAUGGAGAAGGUGGCCUCCUCCCCAGAAGAUGGACAGCUGUGUGGAGAAGCGCUCGAUGUGCUGGACAGAGUGCUGAAGGCUGUGACUGCUCCGGCCCAGGGGACUUCAGAGGAACAGCCCCAGGAAGGUGAGGAAAGCCAGAGGUCAGAAGAACUGGUAGAGCAGUUGGAUGUGGAGGAAACUGAACAGUCCAAGCUUCCUCAGUACCUGGAACGAUUUGAGGCUUUACGUUCUAAGCUGCAGGCUCUGGGCAAAGUGGAGUCAGAAAGCCUGCUGACCCUGAGCACCCAGCUCGCCAAGGCCCAGCUCCCCACCUGUGAAGCGGAAGACAUCGCCGUCUAUGAGCAGAGGCUGCAGCAGUGGCACGGGGAGCGCGUACGUUUGAUCCAGAGAGAACAAGAGCAGAGGGAGAGGGCGAGGCAGGAUUACGAGGCUCGGAGAGCAGCCAAGGCAUCUGCCUAACCAGGCCGCUCGGGGACCCCAGGACCCUCACCAGACCUGCUGCAGGAUUCAUAGUCACUCAGCUGCCUCCUUUUCUUGAAGCGGAGCACCUGUGGUGUACAGGCCAUGCUGUCCCACCUGUCCAGCCACUGUGACCACCCACCCAGAUGCCAAGAAGGCUGUGGACCCAUCGGAAGUGGCCAGUAGUCAGUCUGAAGCUACCAGCUAAAUACCCUAAGUAAGGGCUCUCAAGGCUUCUGGUGGAGUUCCUGGGGGACAGGAAUCAAUUUUGAACUUGGAAAGUCCCUAAUCCUUAGCAAUGAUGAUGCCGUGGUUGAAGAAUCAGGUCUUAAGCACAAGCUUUGGAAUGGUUUCUGUCCCCAGCCCAGACCCGCUGCACAUCCUGAGAUCUCGUCCCCUCAGUCUCCUCUUCUGCACAAGCUCUCGGCCCAAGCGGGUUGGGGGUGCCCACACACCCUCUUGCCCCUCUUCCUGCGUCUUCCCCUUCCUGAACUGACCUGUGGGAAGUUCGGUGCAGGAGCAAACAUAAGGCCUGCUGGCUUUUGAAUUUCAGGGGGGCCCCAGUGGCAUUUUGAGAAUGCAGGGGCUUCUGAGGAGAGACUUUGGCCUGGCUUUCCCAUCAUGUUGGGAUAACUUUUAUACCAAGCGUUGUCUCAGCUUCUCAUCAGUCAGGUCAAGGAGCCUUCCGUGUAUCCACAUGUACACACAUACAACUUGUCAACACAAGUUCCAGUUAGAAGUUGGAGAAAAUGAGGGAUGGGGUGGGGCUUGCAGUGCAGAGGAGAGAUGCAUGAUUGUGAAACCGUCUGGAGGCGCAGAACUCCCCUCUGACGUUUCCCUGUAAUGUUGCCCUUAGGUGUAGUGGUGUAUUUCUACACAGCGUUGAGCUCUUUUAUCAAGAACCUGUGGAAAUAAAUGUUCUGGGAUCAUC
Messenger RNA from Sus scrofa (pig), 2957 nucleotides. The record is from RefSeq and is a predicted model, not a curated record. Lineage: Eukaryota; Metazoa; Chordata; Mammalia; Artiodactyla; Suidae.